Temnothorax curvispinosus is the source of this 2132-nucleotide messenger RNA. RefSeq names its product protein MTO1 homolog, mitochondrial. Gene Ontology annotation, biological process: tRNA methylation; tRNA wobble uridine modification. The record is from RefSeq and is a predicted model, not a curated record. NCBI's taxonomy places the organism in Eukaryota, Metazoa, Arthropoda, Insecta, Hymenoptera, Formicidae. The transcript is spliced from 10 exons. Bases 102 to 2093 code for a protein of 663 amino acids. Gene Ontology annotation, molecular function: flavin adenine dinucleotide binding. Gene Ontology annotation, cellular component: cytosol.
CUCUGUCAUUUUUUAUUUGUAUUAUGUUAUUUGUAAUUUGUGCAAUAAAAACAUUCACGUUUGAAGUGAAAUACGGACGAAAGGCAUAACAUUGAGGCAAAAUGAUUUGUACAAGGAUCAGAUCGUCUCUAUUAAACCGGUGGUGCAAUGGACGUUCUGGACAGAAACGCUUGUUAAGGAAACUAAUAGAUAAGAAUGAAAGCAAAUUUGACGUGAUCGUUGUUGGUGGCGGUCAUGCUGGAACCGAGGCGUCUGCUGCUGCUGUUAGGAUGGGUGCAAAAACACUAUUGGUUACACAGAAAAAAAGUACCAUAGGAGAGAUGUCGUGUAAUCCGUCCUUUGGUGGUAUUGGAAAGGGUCAUCUGAUGCGAGAAGUGGAUGCCUUGGAUGGAGUAUGCUGUCGGAUAUGUGAUAUUUCAGGGAUACACUAUAAAGUUUUGAACAAGCGCAAGGGACCAGCGGUAUGGGGUCUCAGAGCUCAAAUCGACAGAGCAUUGUACAAGAAACAUCUUCAAGCGGAACUCUUCAAUAUGCCCGGAUUGCAUAUUUACGAAUCCUCUGUGGAAGAUCUGAUUUUGGCGAACGAGCCUCUGUCUUGCGAAGGAGUGAUUCUUAAAGAUGGAACGAAGAUAUUUGGUGACGCGGUAGUUAUAACUACGGGAACUUUUCUGAAAGGCCAGAUAAACAUCGGGUUAGAGAAAAGGCCUGCAGGUAGAAUGAACGAUGAUUCCAGCAUUGGUUUGGCAAAUACGCUCGACAGGCUUGGUUUUCGAAUAGGAAGAUUGAAAACUGGCACUCCGCCAAGGUUGGAGAAAGAGAGCAUUGACUUUACCAAAUGUUCGAAAUCUCUGCCGGACGAGUCUCCCAUACCGUUUUCGUUUAUGAGCGACAACGUAUGGCUACCGCCUGACAAGCAAGUACUAACGUACCUGACGCAUACAAAUGAAAAUGUCGCAAAGAUCAUUAAGGAUAAUAUGCACUGUAAUUUACACGUAACGGAGGAGAUAUCGGGCCCGCGGUAUUGCCCGAGCAUAGAGAGUAAGAUUCUGCGAUUCAAAACACUUCAACAUCAGAUCUGGUUGGAGCCGGAAGGUCUGGACUCGCCGUUGAUUUACCCAAGUGGAUUGUCGUGCACCCUGCCGGAAGAUAAGCAGGUGGAACUCGUUAAAUGUAUCCCCGGAUUAGAAAACGCUCGUCUAGCCAAGCCUGGUUACGGUGUCGAGUACGACUACAUAGACCCCAGAGAAUUGACCACUCAAUUGGAGACGAAAAAAAUUCCGGGACUGUUCCUCGCCGGGCAAAUAAACGGUACCACCGGCUACGAAGAAGCAGCUGCACAAGGUAUCGUCGCGGGUGUUAACGCGGCCGCUAAGGUGUUUAAGAAACCGCCGCUUCUGAUAAGUCGAACCGAGGGAUACAUUGGCGUCCUCAUCGAUGAUUUGACGACGGAGGGUACCACGGAACCGUACAGAAUGUUCACCAGCCGAUCGGAGUUUCGGCUGAGCUUACGUCCCGAUAACGCUGACCAGAGAUUGACGGAGAAGGGUUACACAGUAGGCUGCGUUUCUCGCGAGAGAAUCGAGAACACGCGAAAGUUUCUUCGCAAAAUGCAGGAAGCUGUACAGAUACUCAAGAGCGAUGUGCGGUCGUGCAACAAGUGGCGACGGUUGUUGAAUUUGAAGAGCUCUAAGUCUGUUGGACACAAGUCGGCAUUCGAAAUGCUAUCCAUGACGACCGAGGAAGUCACAUUCGCACAAAUAUUGAAACUGUUGCCGCAGUUAAACCAUCUGGCUGAAGAUCCUGGUCUGACGAGAAGACUAGAGAUAGAGACGAAAUAUGAAUAUGUUGUCGCGGAUCAGCAAGAGCAAGUAAAUGACAUCAGGAGAAACGAGCAAAUGACUAUACCUGAUGACAUCGACUACAACAGUCCUGACUUAAAUCUAUCUACCGAAGAUCGAGAGAAACUUUCGAAACAUCUUCCACGCACGAUCGCAGCGGCUAAUAAAAUCUCAGGUGUGACACCUUCGGCUAUACUAAGGUUACUUUAUUAUAUUAGAUAUCAUUCCAACGAGAAUGUUGCGAGAGCACAGUAAUGUAUUAUAGUAGCGAAAAAUAAAUGAUAAUGAUUUCUA